Morchella importuna is the source of this 2544-nucleotide messenger RNA. RefSeq lists its product as uncharacterized. Gene Ontology annotation, biological process: nuclear-transcribed mRNA catabolic process, nonsense-mediated decay. The record is from RefSeq and is a predicted model, not a curated record. Gene Ontology annotation, cellular component: telomerase holoenzyme complex. The transcript has 7 exons. Lineage: Eukaryota; Fungi; Ascomycota; Pezizomycetes; Pezizales; Morchellaceae. The coding region runs from base 1 to 2544 and encodes 847 amino acids. Gene Ontology annotation, molecular function: telomerase RNA binding; protein binding; telomeric repeat DNA binding.
AUGGCAGAUGCUCUUUGGAGGGCAGCUCUCCGCUGGGAGAAGGAGCUAGCAGCUAUCUUUCAGGACCAGGAUGCAGGCCGUAACCUCGAGCAUGCAGUAUCACAAUUGCGCGAAGCAUAUGUAAACAUUGUCUUUGUCGACCUACGCUUUGCGCUCGAGCAGGAUGUCGAGGGCCGCAUCUGGAACAAACACCAUAAGAUCAUUGAACGAUACAGGAAUAUCCUAAACCAGUUCCGAGAGGCGAAUGGGAUGAAGAAGCCCGUAGAGCUGCGCAAGCUGCAGAUCGCAUACAUCAAUUUCAUCAAGCAGGCCUCCCGCUUCUAUCGCGGCUUCAUUCAGCGUCUGGUCUCACACUACGGUGUGCUGGAGCUGGACUGGGUGGUCCGGAAGUUCCAUCUUUCCAGUACGUUCCAUGGGGUUUCCUUGCUCAGGUCCGGACAUGUGGCUAACCUUCCUGCUGUCGAUAUCCCCUCGGACGCACCCACCGGCAGCUGUGAUAUCGACACAAAGAACAACGUAAUCCGUUCGUGCCAUCGCACUCUCGUGUUCCUGGGCGACCUGUCGCGGUACAGAGAGGCGCCCUCUACAGGCCCAAAGAACUGGGGCCCGGCAACGGGGUAUUAUACGCUCGCAAAGAAGCUUGUACCUUCGUCUGGGUCGCCGCACAACCAGCUUGCGGUCAUAGCCUUGAAUGAGGGGUCGAAUCUCUCGGCGACCUAUCAUCUUUACCGUGCACUCUCUGUUGCGGAGCCGUUUCCCGAGGCGGGCGAUAAUCUGGGAUUGGGGUUCAGGAAGGUUCUUAAAGCUCAUAAGGCUGGGAACUUGGGGACCAAUCUGGUGAGGAAAGAGGAACAAGCGGUUUGUGAACUAAUUGCGCUGUUCGUGAGACUUCAUGCGAAAUGUUUCAUCGGGAAAGAGUUCUCGGAAUAUGAAGCACUAGAAAGCGAGAUGCUGACGCAGCUUGCUCUUGACUUGAAAGAACGUACAUUGUCGAACGGCAUGUUGAGCAAGCUUGUCCUUAUUAACAUCGCUGCCCAGUUCUAUGCAGCAGAGAGAUCAAAAGAACGUGGGUUUGCUCGUGCCCAUGCUAGUUUUCUCCGUUUAAAUAUUACUACAUUCACUACUCUCCACCAAGUCUUCCAGCCGGAGCUUGAGCGUGCAGUGGGCGAUAAAACAGAUAACGAUGCCCAAAAUGUCUCGGCAGUAGGCAGGCGAAUGCUUCCUGGACUGAGGCUAUAUUCGACCUGGUUACGUGUGUGCCAUCAGACUCUCACUGACCAAUUGGCGGAUACGUCCAUGUCUGUUUUGAUUAAACAGCUUUGGCAAACAUAUGCAAACACAUUAUCCCUUCUUGCGGCAACGUUUCCAGUUGAGCGUUUGCAUCAUUUGGAAUAUCUUCUUGAAGAGGAUGAUGAUACUAUUGGAUUUCUACCCUUUGAUGCGAUCAAUGGGGCCAAGAAAUUUAAUUGGGAAAAUGAAUCAACGUCGCAAGCACAUGCACAUCCUAACGAAGAAAUGCUUGCAAGGAUAUUAUUCCUGCUUGAAGACGGGGGUCAGCUAUGUAGAGAAGAGAAUGUUCCAAUCACCGUAGUUAAUGGAACAAUAACUUACCAAGAGGACGGUAUCCUCACUAGCACUCCAUCUAUAGGAAUGAACUCUCUCUACCGGACCUCGGCGGUCCCACCCACUUAUGAAAGGAUGGGAACCCCCGAUAUCUCCAACAUCCCACACAAAAACACAUUCCAAUCCCGUGAGGACGAAUACUCAGACGACGAGAAUGACGUCCCCCGUGCCGCCGAAAGUGUCCUUGCGCAUGGCGGCACAAGCAUCAUUGAGUCCACAGCAGGCUCUGAAACCAUGAGUAUCAUGAACAGAAUGGUCGACUCUCUAGUGGGUCCACGUGAAGACCCGUCAUCUGAAGAUGACGAAGAAAUCCUCUUUUCCGGCAGAAGAAAGAAGAAGGAAGCGCGACGCCGUGCGGCUGCUCGCAGGGAUAGCAAAGAUCAUGAACGCCACGAUGGCAUUCCAGAAAUGCCGAGGAUGAAGACCCCCGAGUCAAUUCUCAACCCGAUAAGAAAAUCACCAACAGUGUCGACACCGACAAAUCUCUACACUGCAAAAGACCUCGCUGCCAUUGUGCAGAACUUUACAGCGACACAUCAACCACCUCACUACUCCUCGGCCCAUUCACAGGAACUUCCUACCACGCCGACACAUUCUCAGAAGCAACCCCAAAUCACUACCGCCGGUAUGAACUCCCCUAAUAUCGUUACCGCGGUUUCAGGGUCUCCGGAUUGGAUGCUUCCCCAAAACAACAAAUCUCCUGUGUUGCCUGCCAUGCCCGAACAGCCCGGCCUUUUCUUUGAUAGUAGUGACAAGAUGCAACCCCCGCACCCGAGUUCUUAUAUAUCGUACCAAGGAACUCCUGCGAGUUGGGGUAGUCCUCACCACAAUAGUCAUGAGUUACCACCGAAUAGCCAAGGCACAGUAUUUGGAAGCCAUGGAUCCCCUUCAGUCUUUUCAAGGGUCAGGGACAGGGAAUAA